Alternaria alternata is the source of this 816-nucleotide messenger RNA. RefSeq lists its product as hypothetical. The transcript has 5 exons. Bases 1 to 816 code for a protein of 271 amino acids. NCBI's taxonomy places the organism in Eukaryota, Fungi, Ascomycota, Dothideomycetes, Pleosporales, Pleosporaceae. Gene Ontology annotation, biological process: mycotoxin biosynthetic process. The record is from RefSeq and is a predicted model, not a curated record.
AUGUCGCAGUUUAACAAAGAGAUUGAGGACACCGGAUCGGUGUACGCGCUCUCCGAUGAUGAAAGUACACCAUUUCGCAGGAGGACUGGCCGCCGAAAGAACAUAUCUAUGCGAUUAGUAGCUAUUGUCUGCGUGCUUGCCUACCUUAUUCUAGGGGCCAUCUACGUUGAACUACGAGUUCGCUAUGGGCGUUUGGAAGCCGGAAUUCGCUCAGCAAGACCUGAGCUUUUCCCCGCUAUGGAGAAAUCAGGAGCUUUUCGUCAGGAUAGCCGUGUCUUUCCUCUGACGGUAGCGGGUACGCCUUUCGCAGGCUUUCCAAGCCCAGAACUCGACCAAGCCUGGCACGGGCUGCUCGAGGGGACGGUCAUUAAAGUUUCGGAAGAAGACCUGGCAUACUAUAAUGUCACAUCUCUGCCGUUAGCUGAUGGCUCCGGUUACGCAUCGGAGAUAUUCAUGACUCAUGAACUUCAUUACUUAAAAAAGAUACGUCAGUGGGUAUACAAAGAGACGUAUUUCGUAGAUGUGCAGGGUCUCGCUCGCAGUGAGUUGGAGCGGCACGUCAAUCAUUGCAUUGAGACUUUACGCCAAAGCAUCAUGUGCAGAGGUGAUGUUUCGUUGGGUACAUACACGUACCUUUCUGGUGAUGGUAACGAUGUGACAGCCCGGAGCUGGGCCUCACAUCAAUGCGUCGACUUCGACGCAUUGAUGAAAUGGACCAAAUCUCGCGCUAUUGACAUCUUCGCCGAAGGGGUUUUAGUCAAAUCCGAGGAUGUUGGCUCUGAACACAUCACGGAAAGGACGAAACCACAUGAAUAA